AAAAAUGAAAAUCAACUAAUAAAUCCAGAAUACAUAAAUAAUUAGUUUAUAAAUUUGGUUUUAAUCUGGUUUAAAUCAAAAAAGAAACAUACAAUUAUUAAUUUCAAUUAUAUAAAAACCAUAUAAACAAUAGUUGAUUUAAUUAUCAUAAUUACAAACUUUUAAGGUUGGACUCUUUUUAGAAUAAAACAUUUUAAUUAAAAAUUUAAUUUAGUUUCCACCACAAAUGUUCAUAUUAAGUCUAAAAAUUGAGUCAAAAUAUGUUUGAUCGCUUCUAAAAACUUUUCCACACUAUUAUGCUAAUUAAGCUCAGUGACGAACACUGAUUGGCUGGCCCUCGGUCAAUUUCAUAUUUCAGUCCUGACGUCAGGACGCCUAUAAAACUAAGCAAUGCUUUUUACUCGUCGUCUGACUGAUCCGCUGAAAAAAAUCUAUCAAUUCUUGGGUGGAGUUUUUUUUUUUUUUUUCCUCCCUUCAUUCUCCACAACUGUUUGCCCGGGACACGUGCGUGAACCUCCUCAAAUUGGCGCACUAAUCCUAAAAGGAGCCAUGAAGUGUUAAACGGUAGAAACAGAGAGAGCGUCGCUCAGACACCCGCACGCUGGGAGAGAGGGAGGAAACAGCGCUGCUCCAAUGCGUCUGUGCAACACAGGCUGAAGAAAAAAAAACUUAUCGACUCACAAAAAGCCGCUUUCGCGCUGCGCAAUUAGUGCGAGAAAAUUCACCUUUUCCUCCGAUUUUGAAGAAAAUAAAUAAAGAAAUCAAGCUGGCUCAGUGCGUGUCUCAGCAGCCUACUUUGACAGGUGCUCCUCACCCCCUUUGGAGGACUGUCAACAGCAAGAGGAUGGCAUCAGAGCUGGCAAUGAGCAACUCCGACCUGCCCACCAGUCCCCUGGCCAUGGAAUAUGUUAAUGACUUCGAUCUGAUGAAGUUUGAAGUGAAAAAGGAGCCGGUGGAGCCCGAUCGCAGCAUCAACCAGUGCAGCCGCCUGGUCGCCGGGGGAUCCCUGUCUUCCACCCCGAUGAGCACACCUUGCAGCUCGGUUCCCCCCUCUCCAAGCUUCUCGGCGCCCAGUCCGGGAUCAGGGAGCGAGCAGAAGGCGCACUUGGAGGAUUUCUACUGGAUGACCGGGUACCAACAGCAGUUGAACCCCGAAGCUCUGGGCUUUAGCCCGGAGGACGCCGUAGAGGCUCUGAUCAGCAGCAGUCACCAACUCCAGACCUUCGAUGGGUAUGCCAGAGGGCAGCAGUUCGGCGGCGCAGCCGGGGCAGGGGGCGCCAUGGCCGGGGAGGAGAUGGGAUCGGCGGCCGCCGUGGUGUCCGCGGUCAUCGCAGCAGCCGCAGCCCAGAACGGGGCUCCCCACCACCACCACCACCAUCACCAUCACCACCACUCAGCGGCACACCAUCCCUCCUCCGGAUCGCAGUCCGGCGCCGGCGCGGGGGGGAACCAUCAGCACCUGCGCUUGGAGGAUCGCUUCUCGGACGAGCAGCUGGUGACCAUGUCGGUGCGGGAAUUGAACCGGCAGCUGCGGGGGGUCAGCAAAGAAGAAGUCAUCCGCCUGAAACAGAAGAGGAGGACACUAAAGAACAGAGGCUAUGCCCAGUCCUGUCGAUACAAGCGGGUCCAGCAGCGUCACGUCCUGGAGGGAGAGAAGACGCAGCUCAUGCAGCAGGUGGACCACCUCAAGCAGGAGAUCUCCCGGCUGGCCAGGGAGAGGGACGCCUACAAGGAGAAAUACGAGAAGCUGAUCAGCACCGGCUUCAGAGAAAACGGAGGCUCCAGCAGCGACAACAACCCCUCAUCCCCGGAGUUCUUCAUGACAUCAAGAAAAUUCCUCCAUCUGUGAUAGAGAGCUGCGCUCAAACCAACCUGGAGUUGAAGGUCAUGACACUGGAAUGAGGAUUCUUAAACAACCUGCGGCACCCAGACUGCCAAAAAGCACAACGUCUCAAAGGCAGCCCGUCCUCGCUGGGGUUUCCGGACAACCAACCUGAAUUCAGAGCCAAAGGCUGAUCGUCAUCAUAAAAAAAAGGACAAAAAAAAGGAAGAAAAAGGACAUUAAAAAACAAAAUUUACCCAACUCAAACACCAAGAAUUUGAAGAACCUGGAGUGUAAAUAAGACUUGCUACCAUCUCUAUACAAAUGGACAAACACCCUUACAUAAAUACUUCUGAGACUUGACAGAUUAUCAAAACUUUACUUUGCAAAAAGGAAAAUUUAUGAUGUCCCUUCAGCACAGCCCGCGGAAUCAGGAAUUUGUAAAUCUUGUACAGAAAACAAAGGAAAUAAGAAAUUAUUGCAAAAAUAAUGUAGAUAUUCAUAAGAAUCAUACCUCUAGUGUGUUUAUAUAUCCACAGGUGUCACGUGGCCACCCAUUCAUUUUUUCUUUUUGCCCUAAAAGUUUUAGCCGGUGCUUCUUUCAAACCCUAAAGAAACAUCUUGACAGAAAUAAGGACUCAGACAUUUACAGGGAAAACUAAAUUUUUAUGUCUAAAUCUUUAAGAAAUCAUAAUCAAAACAAAAAAAAUAGAUAAAGCGUACCCACUUUUCAUUGUAAAAUACCACGUCAGAGCCUGGUCAAACUUUUAUUCUUUCGGAAAUAAAAACUCACUCCUGUACUUUGUGAAGUGUUUUAGCCCCGCUGUGACGUGACAUAUCUGGAUGGACUUCUGUCGUUUGGCAGCUUUUGUACAGUGCAGUCAGAGUCUUUGAUUAACUUCAUCUUCAAGUCAACUGCUUCCUCUUUGAAUCCUGUUUUGGCUUGCACCCGCCCUCCUCAUCUGCCACUUUAGAGGGCUUGUAUCCCCGCUGACCUCUCCGCCACCAGGCGCUCGCUGAGCUCCCACAGGCUGGCGGCGCUGCUCUGAUCCUGGGCCUGGUUGGACGGCUGGCAGCGGAAGCAGUUGUUGAAGUACAUGCCGCCCAACCCAUCCAGCUCCGGAGCCACGGCGCAGUACACCGUGGUGGCCGCACCUUGUUGCUGCGGAGAACAGAGACAACCGUGAGAGGACACAAUGGCGUCAUCCUGCAGGAGGAGACACUAAAAACAAAAAACAAAACAUGGAAACUCACACACAGACAUUAGGAUGUGUCCUGUCCAGAGAGGACACCCCCUUUGUCCUUCAUGUGACACAAAGAGACAGCAGGGCUGAGCGGCCACAGAGGAUUCAAGCACACGCUGUCUCACUUUAAUCCAUGCGGCCCAUGAUGACUGGCUCAUACUACCAUGGGAAAAGCAUCACCUUCUCCUGUACAUAUAUUUAUAUACAUAUAUUUAUUUAUUUAUGUAUUACUCUGCCUGGACUUUUGGCUGCACCGAACUGUGUGAAGGCCAAACUCACUGGAAAAGGUGAAACAAACACCAGCUCCUGUCUGGAUCACCAGGAAGACACAGCUUUUAUGUACGUUCCAGAGCUUUUAAGGCCAUGGCAACGAGUAUCGAGAUUUUCUUUAUGUGUACAGGGAUUCACAGCUGAAUUUUAGGUUUCAAAAAGUGAUGCAAGUACAAGUUUUUUUUUUUUUUGUUUUUACAAAUGCACAUAAUUUUUCUAAUUAAAAUCUCAACCUGGAACACAAAUUCAUUUUGAGACGCUAUUAGAUGCUGGUCAGUAAUUAGCAGGGAGAUAUUCCUGUGAUUUUUGAAAAUGAAAGACGAGAAAGCGACAGAAUAAAAACAUCAGAGAGAGAAUUAGGCACAUAACCCGACUGUUGCAGCUCUGACUAAAAGCUGCUGUGACAGCAAACUCCAGAGGCUGAAGACAACUUCUGUACAGCUGCAGAAAGUGACUCGCCUCUUUAUCUAAUGAUGAGAGUGAUGAGAGUUUCACUGGCACACUCAGACGAGCCCAUAUGUGGGAUAGGCAAACAUACGUAUAACAGAGCAACUGUUUGAACAGAUUCCUAAAGCAGCUGUAAAGAUCUACUGAGGUCUAAGACAUUUAUAUGAACAAAAUGCAUAUGCAGGGAAAAGAUAAAAUGAGAUUUCAAGCUUCACACACACAACUUCUGCAAGCAAAGUUCCGCCCCGGUUAGUGGUGGUGUGUGAGCGCUGCUGCAGCAGCGUUUGAUGUGCAGCGUGAUGAGAGGGCUGGUAAACAGCAGAUGAAACGGCAGCAUCUCUCUGUGCGCUGCUGCCUGUCUCACCUGCCAGCCAGGCGAUAACUUCAUCCACGUCACAUGUCGCCGUAUCAAAAACCCAGACAAAUGCCAAGCAGUGUCUCUGAGUCGCAGGUUCACACGCGCCGCCUCCAAGUCAUCUCCCCUCACGUACGACAUCUGAUUUAGCUGCCGCCUUUUUAGAAGAUUUCUGUGUCACUGAAGCCCCUUGAACUUGACUUUCAGAGCAGCUUCUGCACAAUUAACAACGCAAAACAGGAAAAUAAGGUUUCAAAUCGAAACUUGCACGACUGGAAUCCCCCUAAAAUACUCCAGAAAGCGAGUGAGCGCUGCAGCUCGUUUUCUGGCUGCAGCCGUCCAGUUAGUGGCAGAUGAAGUACAACAUAGACUGUUUGUACUAUCUUGUUGGUGUUUAGCUUAUCCUCCCCACCACUUGACCUUGUGACCUGCGUAAAAGAUAAAGCUGAUGGGAUUAGACAUUAACAUGCUCAGCCACCCACCACAGCCAUUUAUCAUAGUGUGUGCGCCUGUAGAUAGAAGGAAAGACGUGUGCAAGGUAGUGGGACGAAGAACCGGAGAGGGCGAGCGACAAACUCUUGCUCUUGGAGACACGUAAAAUCAACAUUCCUAUAAAAAUCUGGAUAGUAAAUGUUCAGAAAUGAAGUCUCAGAAGUGUAAGAACGUUUUUUUCAAAAAGCUGUUGAAGAAGGAGAAUCAUCGAUGUUCAGACUGAGGAGAUUUAGGGCGUUAAAACCUGCAGGAUGGUUUCAAUAACACUUAUUUAGGAAGAAAAGGACAAAUGAACCGAAACAUUCACAAACCUAAAAAUCCCUUUUUGAUAAAUUAUGGCACAAAGAUCAAAGCAAUACGAUAAGCCAAAUAGUAGAAUUGAUAGCAAGUUUGUUUUCUUUUGUGUGUCUUAUCAAUAACAAGCCAAAAUUCAAACAUUGAUUUCAGCAAUAAACUGAUUCUGGUGAGUCUGCGUGGAAAUGGGGUUCAGUCUUGUUACAGCUCUGGGAUCAGAUCCAAGUCUUCCAAUACUGAGCCUGACGGAUUCGCAAUAGAAAUGUCCUUGUACAGUGUUGCGCAAUAACUGGUUGUUACAAAUGUAUUUAAGAGCAGAAGAAAAAAAACAUUUUUUUUUGUUUUCUUCAUGAAUCAACUGUAAUGUUCCUUUUGCCGUGUUUUGUUGCGUGUCUCUUAACAUCCGAGUUGCUGUCAGCUGUUUGAGCUUUUCUGCAUGUGAUCCUUCAGCCUCACAUCUGUAGUUACAGCAUCGACCUCUGACCUGCGUGUAAAUACGUCAGUACUGUAGAGCAGUCUGUUUUUGGCCUGUACAUACAAAAAAAAAAUGUGUAUAUACUAAAACCUAUGCAUGCUAAAAAAAAAACUAGCAAUUCUUUCAGGUACUUUUAUAUUACCCAAAUUCUCAUAUGGCAUGUGCUAAAAAAAAAAAAAAAAAGUAAAAAAACUAGAAAAAAGGAGAAAAACUAUAUGAAUAAAAAGGUUAAAAUAAAUGAGUUCAUUAUAUUGUCUGGCAAUAUCCUCUCUUGGACAGUGUGUGUAGAGUCUUCCUGUUUUCUUUCUCCUGUGGGUGGUUCUCUUCCUUUGCCUGUCCUGUGUUUCUGCUCACCAUCUGUGUCAGUUGUUGUCAGUUGUACAGCAGCGAGGGUUGAGGCAGAGAACCGGUGGCGUUUACCAGCUGACCUUGGCGGCGGCGCUCCAGUUCAGCAGCGGUACAAAUGCUGGCUAAAUUUUUUUUUUUUUUUUUUAAGCCUCAGAAACAAUUUGAGAAGUCGACUUUUACCUCUGAUCAUUACGGCAUGCCUACAUGCUUUUUAAGUGAACUACUGGUUUUAGCCUUAUUUUUUUAACUUUUUGAUUUUUAUUCAACUUUAACUCAGAUAUUUGUCAUUAACAGAGGAACAGAUCCUAUUUUCUUCCAAAUACUGACAGUUCUAUGACUAUUUUAUCACAUUUUAAUAAAAGCAUACAUUUUGUUCUCCUUCCAUACAAGGCCGUAACUGUAAAAACAUCUGGUGAAAAGACCUUUUUUUACCAUUUGAUGUAAUAGAGCUACAGCAUGUAUUUGGAAGCGUGUUUCCUGGCUUGUAUGCUUGGUAAAGGGAUCCGGAGCAGUGCAGCUUUUGCCUCAGCCCUCUGCCCAGCAACAAAGAGUCACUAUCCUCUAAAUGGGACUCCAAAUCAAUUGUGAUUAUGUUUAAGGAAUGUUUUUUUUGUUUUGUUGUUUGUUUAUUUUAUUUUUUUGUUCCUCAACCUGUGAUGUUUAAAAUAGAUGGAGGUGUCUGAUUUUUAAUCUGUGCUAAAGAUAUUUUACAUUUAAUAAAUAAUCAUUGAAAGCAAA
This is a messenger RNA of Oryzias melastigma (Indian medaka), 6485 nucleotides long. Its product is annotated as transcription factor Maf. The coding region runs from base 845 to 1849 and encodes 334 amino acids. The transcript has 3 exons. Gene Ontology annotation, molecular function: RNA polymerase II cis-regulatory region sequence-specific DNA binding; DNA-binding transcription factor activity, RNA polymerase II-specific. Lineage: Eukaryota; Metazoa; Chordata; Actinopteri; Beloniformes; Adrianichthyidae. Gene Ontology annotation, biological process: regulation of transcription by RNA polymerase II. Gene Ontology annotation, cellular component: nucleus. The record is from RefSeq and is a predicted model, not a curated record.